AUGGCGCAUUCGGUGGACGCGCUGCCCAAGCAGCAGCUUGUUGAUCAGCUGCCCAAGCGCUUCAACGGCAUCAAGUUUGGCAUUCAGUCUAAUCAGAACAUCGCAAACCAAGCCGUCGUCGAAGUCUCCGACAGGCUGCUGUACGACAUCGAGAACAACCGCGCGCCGUAUCGCAACGGCCCCCUCGACCCUCGAUUGGGCACGUCGAGCAAAUUCGCCAAAUGCAUCACCUGCCACGAGUCGCUCCAAAACUGCAUCGGGCAUUUUGGCUACGUCAGGCUUCCGCUGCCGAUAUUUCAUAUUGGUUAUUUGCGAUUCGUCAUCACUAUUCUACAGAACAUCUGCAAAAGCUGCGGUCGCGUUUUACUAGACGAGUCUGAUCGACAAGCCUUCUUGAAAGACCUACGGCGCCCUCAUCUCGAUAACCUGCGCAGAAACCAAAUUUGCAAGAGGAUAAACGAACAAUGCCGCAAGGCUAAGCAGUGUCUUUACUGUGGCUCUGUCAAUGGCCAAAUCCGCAAAGUCGGCGUGCUCAAACUUGUCCAUGAUAAAUUCUCUUCCUACAACCGGUCUACCGCCGCUAAAAAAGUACCACCGGAAAGCAAGAUCAAGUUUGAUGAGUCUUUUGCUGAAGCUCGCCGUCAAACGCCCGACCUGGACAAGCAUCUACGCAAGGCCAUGGAGGACCUGAACCCUCUUCGAGUCUUUAACCUAUUCAAGUCCAUCGGCCCGGUAGACUGCGAACUGCUUGGCUUAAACCCCACAGAGGGUCGGCCCGAGAUGUUUAUCUGGCAAUACCUCCCGGCUCCGCCUGUCUGCAUACGACCUUCUGUCGCGCAGGAAAAUGCGAGCAAUGAGGACGAUCUAACUACUAAACUUGCUGACAUCGUGUGGGUUAGUGGUAUGAUUCGCUCUGCAUUGCAAAAGGGCUCUUCGAUUCAGACCAUCAUGGAACAGUGGGAAUAUCUACAGACGCAAGUAGCCAUGUAUGUCAAUAGCGACGUGCCAGGCCUCCAGCAGGCCGGGUUUGGGAAAACCAUUCGAGGACUUUGCCAGCGCCUCAAGGGCAAACAAGGGCGUUUCCGAGGAAAUCUCUCGGGAAAACGAGUCGACUUCUCCGGCCGAACAGUCAUCUCCCCCGAUCCAAACCUUAGCAUCGAUGAAGUGGCAGUCCCUCAACUGGUUGCGAAAAACAUGACCUAUCCAGAAAAGGUUCAGCGGCAAAACAUGGAAAAACUGCGGACGUGCAUCAGGAACGGCCCAAGCGUCUGGCCGGGGGCUCAGUGCGUCAUAAAAUCGGGCGACGGAGGCUACAAAAUAUCUCUCAAGUUUGCCGACGCGGAAAUGGUCGCCCGCGAGCUCACCAUUGGCGACGUUGUUGAGCGCCAUCUCGAGGAUGGCGACAUUGUCUUGUUCAAUCGACAACCAUCGCUUCACAAGCUGAGCAUCAUGAGCCACUUUGUCAAGGUUCGGCCGUGGAGGACGUUCCGACUCAACGAAUGCGUGUGCAACCCAUACAAUGCCGAUUUUGACGGGGACGAGAUGAAUUUGCAUGUUCCCCAAACGGAAGAGGCGCGCGCCGAGGCAAUGACUCUAAUGGGUGUCCGGCACAACUUGAUUACUCCCAAGAGCGGCGAGCCCAUCAUUGCAGCGACCCAGGACUUCAUCACCGCUGCCUUCUUGCUCAGCAGCAAGGACCGUUUCUUUGAUCGCAAGACGUUCACAUCCAUCUGCAUGCACAUGCUGCAGGGCCAUACGCAUCUCGACGUCCCGCCACCAGCGGUUCUUGCGCCAAGAGCGCUAUGGACGGGCAAGCAAGUGUUUAACGUGCUGAUGCGGCCAAACAAGCAGUCGCCAGUCAUGAUCAACGUUGAUGCCAAAUGCAAAGGCUUCACAAACCGUCCAGGGCAGUGCCCCGAUCUGGACCCCAACGACGGAUGGCUCGUGAUUCGCAACUCCGAGAUUAUGUGCGGGCAAAUGGACAAGUCGACCGUGGGAGCGGGAAAGAAGGACUCGAUUUUCUACGUCAUGCUCCGCGACUACGGCCCGAAUGAGACUGUUGCCGCGAUGAACCGCCUAGCGAAGCUGUGCGCUCGAUAUCUCACCAGCCAAGGGUUUUCCAUUGGCGUCGGCGAUGUCUUCCCAACCGACCGGCUAAACCAGGAGAAGGAGAGCCUCGUCUCCAGGGCAUACAAGCAAUGCGAUGACAUCAUCACCACGUUCAAGUCGGGAAAGCUGGAAAAGGCUCCGGGCUGCAACAUGGAAGAGACUCUGGAGAACUCCAUCUCUGGUGUGCUUAGCAAGGUCAGACAACAGGCUGGUCAGCACUGCAUCGACACGCUCAGUCGCAACAACGCCCCGUUGAUCAUGGCCAAGUCGGGGUCAAAGGGAUCCGACAUCAACGUCGCUCAGAUGGUCGCUCUCGUCGGGCAGCAGAUCAUCAGCGGGCAAAGAGUACCUGACGGCUUCCAGGAUCGAACACUGCCGCAUUUUCACAAGAACGCCCGCCAGCCCGACUCGAAGGGCUUUGUCAAAAAUAGCUUCUACUCAGGGCUCCUUCCGACCGAGUUUUUGUUUCACGCCAUCUCGGGCCGUGAGGGUCUCGUCGACACCGCUGUCAAGACCGCAGAGACUGGGUACAUGUCACGAAGACUGAUGAAAUCUUUGGAGGACCUUUCCACCCAGUACGAUGACACCGUUCGCACAUCCGGAGGCACUGUUGUGCAGUUUCAGUUUGGAGCCGACAAGCUUGACCCUGCAGACAUGGAAGGUCCUGGCACGCCGGUUCACUUUCAGCGGACCUGGACCCAUGCUGAAAGCCUCACCUUGAGCAACGAGGAAUCGUCGCUGACGCCACAAGAAAUCCAAGCCCUUUGCAGCUCCAUGCUGGAGAUGGAGCGCAAGCGAUUUUCCCGCAAGGGCCUUUUGCGGAACGAACCCCUCGACUAUGAAGAUGGCAGCGACUACGCCAUUGACGAGCACGAAGGUGGACGCAUGUUUCUCCGAGCCAUCGAAAGCUACAUCGACGGCUUGUCUUCGAAGCUGAGAAAAGUGCAGGCAUUGGCAGGCUUUGAAGAUGGCAAUAAUGACUCGAUCCGCAAAGCAGCUGCCCUGGACCACAUCAACCGGACGGCCAAAGUGGCGGCUUCCACUGUCCGGCUCUUUAUCAGGCUGUGCCUGCAAAAGUUCAAAAAGGCCCACGUCGAGCCCGGCCAUCCCGUGGGCGCCGUCGGCGCCCAGUCCAUCGGCGAGCCAGGCACCCAGAUGACGCUGAAAACCUUUCACUUUGCCGGUGUGGCCGGCAUGAGCAUCACACAGGGUGUGCCCCGUAUCAACGAGAUUAUCAACGCCUCCAAGAACAUCAGCACGCCGGUCAUAACCUGUCCCCUUUUGAACGACCAGCAGAUCGAGGCGGCAAAGGUCGUCAAGGCCAGGAUUGAGAAGACGUAUCUAUCUGAUAUCCUGCAGUACGCCGAGCUGGAAUGGAACUCUGACGGCGGGCAUAUCAUGCUGCAAGUUGACCACGACGUGCUUGCGUCUCUGCACCUGGGCAUCGGCAUGUUUGACAUUGCGCAGGCGAUUUGCAACCAAAAGAAACUAAAGAUACCGGCCGAAGACCUCAGCGUGGACAGGGCGAGGAUCAUCAUUCGCAUCAGGGAAUCCGCCGACGGACCUGGCAAGCAAAGCGCCAGAAGCAAAUCAACAGCCGACGAAUCGGUCGACAUGCUGAUCAGGGCCAACUUCCUGCGCCGACAACUCCCGUCCGUGUCCAUCUCGGGCUAUCCGGAAGCGACUCGAGCCCUGAUUGAAACCACCGAGGAGAACACCCACAGGGUCUUGGUGGAAGGCCAGGGCCUCCGGGCGUGCAUGACGACAGAAGGCGUGGUUGGCACGAGAACCCGGACGAACAGCGUCAUGGAGUGCGGCCAGGUGCUGGGGAUCGAGGCGGCGAGAACGACGAUUGCGGACGAAAUCGCCGAGGUCAUGGGCUACAUGGGCAUCGACCCGCGGCACAUGCAGCUACUGGCCGACGUGAUGACGUACAAGGGGGAGGUGCUGGGAAUCACGCGGUUUGGCCUGUCCAAGACGAGGGACAGCGUUUUGCACCUGGCGUCGUUUGAGAAGACGGCGGAUCACCUGUUCGACGCCGUGGCCGGCAUGAAGACGGACCAGCUGGAAGGGGUUUCCGAGUCCAUCAUCCUGGGACAGACAAUGACGAUUGGCACCGGCUCGUUCAACGUGGUGCGGCGGCUAGGAAUCCGACCGCACGACUUGCACCACAAGCCGACCUUGUUUGAGGAUGGGUGGAGGGCGGAGCAAAAGUUUAGGAAAGGCCGCGGCAAGGCGUGA
Messenger RNA from Ustilaginoidea virens, 4350 nucleotides. RefSeq lists its product as uncharacterized. The record is from RefSeq and is a predicted model, not a curated record. NCBI's taxonomy places the organism in Eukaryota, Fungi, Ascomycota, Sordariomycetes, Hypocreales, Clavicipitaceae. Gene Ontology annotation, biological process: DNA-templated transcription. The coding region runs from base 1 to 4350 and encodes 1449 amino acids. The transcript has 4 exons. Gene Ontology annotation, molecular function: DNA binding; DNA-directed RNA polymerase activity.